CUCGGACCUUAACUGCGCUGUCUUGUCAGUCGAAAAACCUUGACUUGACCUUGACCUGGACGGAAGCGGGACCUAGACCUGGGCCUGGAGCUGCGCAUUAAAAGAGUCGUCAUUGUCGCAUUGCCGUCAUGUAGCGCGCUUUCUGCCAUUCUCGAUAUAUAUCGCCUGCCUCUGCAUACCUACCUACCUACUACCAGAACUACUGUUUCCUGGGCCCCAACUUCCACCACCUCCAAUGCCAUGGUACUGUUUAUAUCAUAGGUCCUGUUUACUUUAGUCUCAUUCUAUGCCAUCUAUUGCACCAUCAGUCCCACACUCCAAGCUCCAUCCCAACCAGGCCUUCAUUUAUUUGCCCACAACUACUUAAAUUCGUCAUUGCCCACUUUUAUAUAUUCUUCCUCCAUACAUUUCCACCCACCUUCACAGUCUCCAUGAGUUCCAGAAACUUGUCACUCGGCUCGAGUGUAGAAGCUGUCGAGCGCAAACGGGUUUGCAAGGCGUGCGACCGCUGUCGGUUGAAAAAGUCAAAGUGUGACGGUUCACAGCCGUGCUUGCGAUGCAAAAGUGACAAUGUGUCAUGUCUCUUCGGCGAAAGGAAACGUGCUCAAGACAAGGUCUAUCCAAAAGGCUAUGUAGAGAUGUUGGAACACCAGCAAGCUAUGCUUGUUCGUGGCAUGCGCAACCUUUAUCAGAGGUGUGUCGCCCAUGGUUGCUGGGAAGGCGAGCCCUUGGAGACACAUGAAACGACCGGACAUCCACUUGUUCACAGCAUGCUUCUUCGGCUCGACGCCCUAUACAUGGUUUCCUCUGCUGAAUUCGAAGAGGGACAGGAGCACAUCCGUUAUGAAAACUAUGGCCCCUUCGAGGAAAACUACCCAAAGAUGAGGACUAGACUACUAGAGCAAGGUGCUAGUCUACGAGAUAGACGUGGUGCCUCUAUAGGCUCCGAUUCCGAUCACGGUAGCUCCAAUGUCGCCUCACCUAUUUCUCCCACUGGCAACUCCUGGGAACAAUCAGUCAUCACUCCUAUCACACCCCCAACAAACGAUUUCUUCCCACAGGCGCAUCAGCAAAGCAUCAAGCAAGAGCCUACACACAAUAGGCAAAAUUCAUUCAACUGUGCAGAGAGGCAGAAUUCGUACAGCUGUGCAGAUGGCCAAGAUUCCUUCAGCAAUCCGAACUGGGCAUCGACGUCAGCAGUACCAGAUAUGCCUAUGCUAGCAGCAGAAACCUGGCCCAACAACGACACCUUCUUCGGGAAUCCUUCCAUGCCAGAGGACAACAUCUUAGCAUAUGACCAGCCUCAAUAUUUGUUCAAUAACAACACGCAAACAAAUACCCAAUGGGAUCAAUGGGCCGUGCCUGAGGAACAGCGAGACUACUCCUACGGUUUUGGCAACUCAUGAUGGGAAAGCUAUUCAAUUCUUGAUGAAGCUAGCUCAGAUUAGCUUUUACGAGAAUGGCUAGACCAAUCGUCUCAGGCAACUUCACGAAUUACGACCACCGCACCUCAGGAGCUGGAAGGGAUACCACCAGCGGCAAGCUAUGUCAAUGACAAGCAGUUGAGGCGCACUGGAAUUGAUACAUUGGGACUGCUGGGACUCAGGCGUUUUGGGAAACUGUAUAAUGGGACGAUGCAAUGUGUCCAAAUAGAUUGUGCAUAUGAAGCACACAUCUUUGUCGAUGGUGUCUCCAACCACUUGUACGGUAUCUACAAGAGUAGUAAUAAUAUUGAUACCCUG
Messenger RNA from Pseudovirgaria hyperparasitica, 1742 nucleotides. RefSeq lists its product as uncharacterized. The transcript has 2 exons. The record is from RefSeq and is a predicted model, not a curated record. Gene Ontology annotation, molecular function: DNA-binding transcription factor activity, RNA polymerase II-specific; zinc ion binding. The coding region runs from base 432 to 1406 and encodes 324 amino acids. Lineage: Eukaryota; Fungi; Ascomycota; Dothideomycetes; Acrospermales; Acrospermaceae. Gene Ontology annotation, biological process: regulation of DNA-templated transcription.